Molecule: messenger RNA, 28284 nt
Organism: Pelobates cultripes (western spadefoot toad)
Lineage: Eukaryota; Metazoa; Chordata; Amphibia; Anura; Pelobatidae
Source: the annotation of a GenBank genome assembly
CCCAUACAGAACUUGCUAUGCUGUGGAGUGGUGGGUAGUCUAUGUGGUGUCUAUCCCCCCUUUUCAGAGUUCUACUUGGAUCAUUGCAGACAGGGGCACAGUGAGAACUCAGACAUCUGCUGCUCACAUGAAUGCGCUCACCUCACAUUGAACGAUCUAACAUCAUGCUCUGGAAACUAGUGGAAAAUGUUAAAUAUGAAGAUAUCUACGAGGUAACAGCAUCAUUUCUUAACAUCUCCUCCAUUCACAGCCUCUCCUGAACCAUUAAACUGGCCUUUGUGGACAAGAUUUAGAUUGCAAUUACACUUCUAUUGCAUUAUAUAAUUAGAUGUAGCGCUUUAAUCUUAAAUCUUGUUUAUAAUGUCUUUUAUUUUCUAUAACACUCUUCAUAUCAUCCAUAUAUAUACACAAAUUAUAUAUAUACACACACACACAAAUUAUAUAUCUACACACACAAACUAUAUAUAUAUAUACACACACACACACAAACUAUAUAUAUACAAACACACAAAUUAUAUAUACACACACAAAAACUAUAUAUAUAUAUAUACACACACACAAAUUAUAUAUAUACACACACACACACACAAACUAUAUAUAUAUAUAUAUACACACACACACACAUUAUAUAUAUAUACACACAAUUUGUAAAAUUAUGAAUAUUUUGUAUAUAACAUAAAUAUAUACAUAAACACACAAAUAUAUACAUACACACACAAAUAAAUACAUACAUACAUACACACACAUACAUAUAGAUUCCUUUUUAGAUAUAUUAUAUACUAUACAUUAAUAAUAGAAUAGAAAUAUAUGAAUUAAAAAGCUCAGAAUUAAAGAAAUUGUUAAAUUGUUUAACCUUUGACAGUUAAAAAAAAUAUCUAGAUCAUAUUUAAUUAUGAAUUAUUUUUGGUAUUUCUUUUCUAAUGGUAAGAAGAUAGAUAUUUUUGUUUGUUUUAUUUGUUGUCAGUGAAAUGGUUUGUUAGAAGUUGAAGGUAACUUUGGUUGGACAGCUGAGCUUGAAUUGUUCCAUUAUUUAAAGAGUCUCUGUAUUGUGCUGGAAGACUGUGUCUUGUGUAUGUUGAUUCUUUGUAACAAUGAGUGAGUGUGUGUUUUGGUCUUGGUGUGAGAUGGGGGUGGUCAUUUUACUUGGGGAAGUGGGACCUUUCUGUGACCAGAAUAGACAGAGGUCAUGCUUUCACACACUAUCCCCAACCCAUGAUAGUUAAUGUUUAAAAAAUACUGCCAUUGUUUCACAUCUGAGUGGGAUUUCAGGAAAUCAAGUUGGAUGACAGAAGCCCCCACAUAAAAUCCAUUCAUUUAGCAGAUAUUAUUCAUUUUCGGUGUAGUUUUUAGAGUGAGCUGAUUGAGUAACCUUUUUUUGUUUUAGUAUUUUCCUUUUUGUUUUUUCAUUUUGUCUUGUUUUGUAUUUUGUUUGUUUUUGUUUUUGUUUUGUUUUUUGCUUUUUUAUUUUUAUUUUUUUGUUCUUAUACGAUUUAGAGAGUGGAAUGCAAAUGAGAACGUUGGGGCUUUGGGAACUUGCUCCUUAAAACGAUCUGGAUCUAUGUGCACCCUCACUGCAGGCAGCCGACUGUCUCUUAGCUGAAAUGUCUCUUUCCUGAAUAGCCCAGUCAGGGUAAUUACCAGCGGAACGAGGGGAACAAACCGGCAUAUGCUGAAUUAGUUCCAUUCAAUGCGAUCCGAGCCCCUCACUCCUUUUAUUCAGCCUAACUGGGGCUGUAUCUCUCUAACACUCUGUCUUGCUGUCACUCUCUCUCUCUCUCUAUCUGUCUCUGACUAAUGUCUCACACUCUCGUUUACAUUCAUUAUUUCUAUCUGUUUAUCUUUCUCAUUCUCUGUCACUAUCUCUCUCUGUCACUUUCUGUAUAGGUCACUGUCUCUCUGUCAGUAACUCUCUGUCACUAACUGUCUCUGUCACUAACUCUCUCACUCUCUCUCUGUGUGUUGGUGACUAUCUCUCUCCAUUCGUUAUUUCUAUGCCUUUCACUCAUUCUCUCUGUCUGUGGCUGUCUAUCACUCAAGUCGUAUCAUUUUUCAUUCAUUGUGUCUAUUUGUGAUUAUCUCUUUUUAAUUCUCUCUCCCUCUUUUUGACAUUCUCUCCCUUCGCUUGCUGUCAUUCCUUUCUAAAUCCCCCUCUCUCUCUUCAUAACUCACUGUCUGUCUAGUCCCCUUCCUGUGUCUCUAUCCCUUUCUCUUCCUGUAAUUUUUCUCAGUUUCUCACUACUUGUCUCUUAUUCUCUAUUUCCCUACAUUGGAUACCUCUGUCUCUUUCUUCCCAUCCCUUCCCAUCCCUUCCCACACACACACACACACACACACACACCUCUCCCCUCUCUCUCUUUUAACUCCCCAACCCCAACUCUCUCUUUCUAAUACUUCCCUGGCCUCUGGUGCUCAAAGAGUUAACAUGUCUGCCCUUAUCUUGCUUACUGCCUCAAUGUGUAUAUAUAUAUAUCACUUGGCUAAGUAUAACUAGAACCAAUCUCCCUUGAAAUAUCUCUGAUCCUUUUACCAGAAUUAUGACAUGUAGAGAGGAUUUCUCAGUUUCUCGGUGUACUGAUUACAUACAAGCCAAUUUGUCAGAGACACUGGGUGUGGUGUAUGUAAAUGGGACUCUUUGUGAAUCAGUAAAAGUCUAUAUUGACCCAACAUGUAUUUUAUCAUUAGCUAUAUUAUAUUGUAAUUGUUAUUAGUACUAUUUGAUUGUAUCCUGAUGCAGUCAGAUAGCAGGGCCAGGGCAGUAUUGGGAGUUCACAGAACAUCAGACAGAGUUCAUAUAUGGCCUUUGGCUCUCUGAGUAACUAGAAAUCCGCUCUCUUCGUAAAUCCUGCAGCAGAAAAUAGCCUCCAGAAAAACAGAAAAAAAAAACUAAAAAAAAAUUGAAAAGGAAAGAAAGACAACAAUAAAAUAAGUUGUUUUUCAAGUUCCUCAGCACAUACACAAAAUAAUUCAAUUCGAAAAUAUGCUUUAAUAUGCCAGAACCAGUAUGUGAACAGUGUGUGACUUUGUACUGUCAUGUUAUAUAGUGUGUGUGUGUGUGUGUGUCUGUAAAUAUAUUAUACAUAUAAAAUAUCAUGUGUGCGUCUCUAUGUUAUAUAUAUAUAUAUAUAUUAUAAUACCUGUGUGAGUCUGUGCUAUAUUAUAUAUAGUAUAAACACGGUGUGAGUGUGCUAUAUUAUAUAUAGUAUAACAAUUGUGUGUUUCUGUGCUAUAUUAUAUAUAUAGUAUAAUAACUGUGAGUCUGUGCUAUAUUAUAUAUAGUAUAAUAAUUGUGUCUGUGCUAUAUUAUAUAUAUAGUAUAAUAACUGUGAGUCUGUGCUAUAUUAUAUAUAUAGUAUAAUAAUUGUGAGUGUCUGUGCUAUAUUAUAUAUAAUAUAACUGUGUGAGUGUGCUAUAUUAUAUAUAGCAUAAUAACUGUGUGAGUCUGUGCUAUAUUAUACAUAAUAUAACUGUGCGAGUCUGUGCUAUAUUAUAGUGUGUGUGUGUGUGUGUUUGUGUGUGUGUGUGUAUGUGUGUGUGUGUGUGUGUCUGUAUAUAUAUAUAUAUAUAUUAUACAUAUUUAUAUAAAAUAUAUGUGUGAAUCUCUAUCUUAAUUAUAGUAUAGCAAUUGUGUGACUCUGUGCUAUAUUAUAAUGUGUGUGUGUCUGUAAAUAUAUUAUUUAUAUCAAAUAUUAUGUCUCUUCUAUAUUACAUGUAGUAUAAAAAUUGUGUGAGUCUGUGCUAUUUAUAGUGUGUGUGUUUGCAUUUGUGUGUGUGUGUGUGUGUCUGUGUGUAAAAAUAUUUGUUGAUAGUGCUAGCAUUAAUCACCGAAGGUUGUUAGCAACGUCUAAUUAAGUACAGGGUAAAUGAAAUCUCUUUAGCUUUAAGAUGCAGUGUCCCUUUAAUCCCACACCCCAUUGCUGUGCAGCCUCUCCUCCAACUUAAUUGACACUGUGCAUCUUUUUUUUUUUUUCUCUCUCUGCUAAACUUUUACCCAAGACUUCCUAUCCCAGCCCCCUUGUCUGAUUACAUCUAGUAAUUCUCCUCUGGAUGAACGUCACUUACAAUGGUUGGGGAGCUGGGGAGCCUGCUGCAGUUCCACGCUCCAUUUCUCCUCCAUUCUGCCUUUAAAGUAGUCGUGUAAUAUUAAUAGUCAUGAAUAUCAAUUAUUAUGAGGCGGUGUAGAGAGGCAGAGGGAAGGGGCUUCUGAACAGUCUGAGCCUUGCCUUGGGUAGAAGAGGAUUAAACCUGCAGCUCACAAACACACACAGAGAACAAUAUAUACAUAUAUAUAUUUCCUACUUUGGGGACAUUUCUUGAUGGAUAGUCUUGGAAUCAUCUCAAGCAGUGUUUCAGUGUGUUUAUUCUACACGAGCCCAUUUUAUUUCAUUUAACUGUUUGCAAGAACCUCGCCUUUUGCCCAGAUGUUAGUCCACACCUAUUCAGCUAUGGUGAGUUGCUUGAAUUUUUUCUUUUUUUUUUAAUUUAAUUCCUUUUUUUUUUUUUCUUUAAAUGCCUUUGGCUCUAUAAUUUCAGGCAAUAAUUGCAGGGUACAGCUGGCUUUCUCAGAAUACUUAUUAUCGGUGUGAGGUGGACUAGAAUCAGCUAGAGAGAGGGGGAAAAAAAACUUCUUCGUUUUUGCUUGUGGCGAAUUGGAGUGCACUUUUCCCAGAAAUACCUUUGUUUAAUUCAUGGAGAUUUUUGUUGUUGCUACUAGUCCUACACUGAUUUGAAGGAUUGUGCUUCUGUUUUCAAAUUAUUUUAAUAUAUUUUGUAGGUAACCGGAAAUAUUAUUAGGGUUUUUUUUAUUGUAAUUGUAUUCUAUUUAUUUUUUUUUAAUUUUCUAUUUUUUUUAAUUAUUUUUUAAACAUGUUAUAGUAUCUUAAAAUGUCAUUUUAAACUUUGACGCCUGCCCUUUCAGCAAAUGAUUACAAUUUAUUUGAAACAAAUUGAUUUGGCAUUUAAUUUCUACAGAGUGCUAUUUUUUUCUUUUAAUGCUAUUUAGAAGUGUAUGCGAUUUCACUGACAUGGGGAUAAAGAUUUUACACUGCACUAAAUCUGCUUUAAUGUUUUGGUUUUUAAAUGGUGUGAAUUAUCACAUUAUUAUGCCUUUAAAAAUGUUAAAUGUAAUAAUAUUAAUUUACAUUGAGUUCAAUUGAAUAAGUCUUACUGUGUUAUUUUGUCAUGCUUAAAUUUAGUAACAAAUAAUAAGAAUUUAGGAGAUCCUGACAGUGCUGUCGUGUUUUUGUUUUGUUUUGUGAUUGCAUAUUUAUACAUGUAACUGAUAUUCUGUAUUUACAAAUUCGGGGCUAUAAAGCUCUCUUGUGACUGGCAAUUUUUUUUUUUUAUAUGCAACCUUUCUUGUAUUUUUUAUUCGACUGAUACUUUUUAUAUGUUCUAAGGUUUAUAAACAUUGUAUAUAUUUGGUUUAUUUUUUUAUUGAAACUUUUUAUUAAAGGAGACAUAAUCUGAGGUUGCUAUAUAUUGUAUAUAUAUUAGUUUUAUUGUUUUUUUUGAAACUUUUUAUUGUAGGUUAUAUCAUUUGAGCGUGUUCUUCUUGACAAUAUCCUAUUUUCUUUCUCUAGGACCGCCAUGACGGUGUGCCCAGUCACAGUUCAAGGCUGUCCCAAUUGGGCUCAGUUUCUCAAGGACCCUAUUCAAGUGCCCCUCCGUUGUCACAUACCCCUUCCUCGGACUUUCAGCCACCUUACUUCCCACCACCAUACCAACCUCUACCAUACCACCAAACACAGGACCCCUAUUCUCAUGUCAACGAUCCAUACUCACUAAACCCUCUACACCAGCCCCAGCAGCACCCCUGGGGACAAAGGCAAAGGCAAGAUGUUGGCUCGGACACUGGAUCCCUCUUGCCCCAACCCAGAGCUUCAUUGCCCCAGCUCUCUGGACUUGAUCCUAGAAGGGACUACCACUCAGUGAGGAGGCCCGAUGUUCUCCUCCACUCAGCUCAUCAUGGUCUGGAUUCUGGCAUGGGGGAUGGCCUGUCUCUACAUGGGAUAGGCCCCCCAGGAAUGGAAGAUGUCCAGGUAAGGAAAGAAAAUAGAAACGCUAGCAUUAAUAUAAGGUCCAUUUAAAAAAAAUUAAAAUAAUAAUUAUAUAAGAUACAUGUGAUAUAAUAGUUUAUUUAUGGAAAAUAAAACGUGGGCCUAGUAUUAGGUCAAGAACUUUGUGUCUAAAUUACCUGGAAAAAUAAUGUAGAAUUAGUGGUUGAUACACUAUUUGUUACAAGAGCCAGAAAAUAUCAGCUUUUUUUACUUUGAAAAUACUGCGAUAUUAAUUGCAGUGUUGGAGUAAUAAGUGUUUCACUGGGAAAAAAUAUAUACAUGUUAUAUUUAUUUGUUUCUAUUUUGUUAAGACAAUUUUAAAUAUUGGUUUGUCGUUGGAAAUCUAAACAAAACGAAUUAUUGCCAAAAAAUAUAUAUGAUAUAUAUAUAUCAUUAAUAAACCGUUUAUGAAUUCAGCAAAGGAAAUAUAGAUAGAUAAAUAGAUCGAUAGAUAGAUGGUAGAUAGAGAUAGAGAUAGAUAGAUAGAUAGAUAGAUAGAUAGAGAGACAGGCAGAUAGAUAUAUAGAGAGAUAGAUAGAGAGACAGAUAGAGAGAUAGAUAGAUAGAUAGAUAGAUAGAUAGAUAGAUAGACAUUUUUACCGGGACUAGAUGAGCAAGUUUUACUAAUUAAUUUAUUAUUAUUAAUAUUGUCACCUUCAUGUUAUGCAUAGACAGCGUUCGUUCAAGUGAUUUUUUUUUUACUUUACUACAUUAUUAGUUUGUUUAUUUAUUUAUUUAUUUAUUUUACUGUACCAAGAUCUUGUGAAUCUGCAAAGCACUUUAAAAGACUUGUUUCAUUUGUAGCCUUAAUUCGUUAUAAUUAUUUCGUAAUUCAUUUUACGUGGUGAAAUCAUGUAAUCAUGUAACCAAGAAAUAAUGUAGACAAAUAUUGAUCAGUCUGACAUUUUCUAAAUGUGUUCAAAUUUUCUAAUUUUUUUUCUAAAUCGGAUAAACUUUCCUCACAUAUAUUCCAAUAAAUGCUCUAUUUAAUACACUAUUCACGUUUCAUAAUAUAUGGAGUUAGCACACAUAUAACAACGGUUAGUAUAUGUGGAUGGAUGGAUGGAUAGAUAGAUAGAUAGAUAGAUAGAUAGAUAGAUAGAUAGAUAGAUAGAUGAAUGGAUAGAUGGAUAGACAGACAGCCAGACAAGCACAAACACACUACACUCGGAUGUAAUGAAAUAUAAUGUAUUUAAACCAUGGUUUACCGGAUAUUCUGGUCGAAUUUUCGUCGUUUUCCGUAUUUAUGUUUUAAAUCAUCAAUUCAGAGGUGACAUUUUAAAUCAUUAAAUAGUUUCAUGCAAUUUAUUUACAGAGAACGCGUAUUAACCCCUGCGUUACAUCGACACACACAAACACAGAGAGAGAGACACACACACACAGACAUACACACACGGACACACACGCACAGAGACUCAGAUACACACACACACACACACACACACACAGUGUAUACCUGCUAUGCACACUGUAGCCAGGCCUUCCUGAGCCAGUUUAAAGUGAAGAAAUGUAGUAAUUACAAGUCUCAGUUGUUUGUUGCUUGCUUUCUGCAUGCAGUCCUAAUUAAAUCUUUACGAUCCUCUCAGUGACUAUUAAGUGCCAACACGCUGUGUGGAUAUCCUGUACAAAAACGCAGCAGGCGAUGUAAUUAGAUAGAAAAUCAGACAAGACUCUUCUCAUUAACUACAACAACUUAACCACGUUGCUGAUGAAGCGUGGGGAUUGCAAUUUACCUGGCGGAGCACUCACUGCACACUAUUAGGUGUCAUAAUAACAUGAACAGUGGCCCUUGUUGGGUGGAAUAUAAAAGAUGGCUAGCAUUCUGUCAUUGGGGCCACUGGUGGCUUCCACAGUUAUUACAGAUGUCUUAGGGCUGGCUGGGCAUCAUAGGAAUUGCAGUUCACCAAUGUCAUAGCAGUGACUGCUGUGGGGCACAACAAGGGUAACCCUUCAUUCAAAGGGUUAAAAUUGACUAAUGACUAAGAUGCUAAAUUAAUUAUCCCUAUCAAUCUAGAACCACUGGCUCCCAAGUCCUGUGUCCUGAAAUCAGCAGGAUAUUUAGCGAAUCUAGGUCUGCAUAGUCACAGUCAUAGUCAUUUCUUUUUAUGGAACUAAAGUGUUAAAAGAGACCAUUAAAGUCUUAUCCAACAAGAACUACCUAUUUGUAAGUUAGAUAUCUUCCCUAACGUUGAGAUCAGCUGUUUAAUUCAGGAUUUGAUUAAGUGCACUUAUUUUUUUUUAAAUAAGUUUUUUUCAGAUAUAUUUUGAUAUCUUAGCGUAGAAAUAUGUGAUUUUUUUUUCAUGUAUUACACUGAAUAUAUACCUAUAUACCAUAAGACUAUAUGGAUAUUAUGGAUCUGUGUUCAAUUACUGUAAAUUAUGUUUUUGAAAAAAUAUAUAUUAGUAGAAGCCACAAUGCAUUUAAUACAUUUAAUAGGCAAAAGAUUUUAUCUCAAUGUUUUACAGUCACAUAAAAGGAUCAUAAAUAGAUUAAGCGACUGAGAAAUAAUUGACUCAUUUUCUCAGAUUAAAUGGGAAAAUACGACUACAGAUUUUUUUUUUACUCUGCGAACAUCUUGUGGUACCCUAUGACUAUACUUGUUGGUAUUAUAGAAAAAUGUGUAUUUAAAUUUUUGUUUUAGAUCAGGUUUUGACAACUGAUUGCAAUCUGACAUUUUAUAAUGUUGAAAUCACAGGACAUUCAAAAGAAUCAUAUAAUGUCUCCCAAACUUAAAAAAAAAAAUUGUAAUAGAAUGAAUAAAAUAAAAAUUGAAACAACAAACACGGAGGAUUAGUGUGCCCAAUCCUGUGUGUAAUUCAAUAUGUAACAAGAUAAGAAAAUUGCUCCUUCACACAGAAACUUCCCAUCUCAUCCUUAUCAGCUCAAAUCAUUUGGCUAUAAUUCAUUUCCACAGUGUGUUCCUGUGUGUGGAAUAAUAAAAACGAUGUCCUGGUGAGUUCAUUUAAAUAGAAAUCUAUACACUACCUAGCACAUAAAUAUUAUACAGUGUGUGCGCAUAUACAUAUUUAAUUUAAUGAAAACAGCACUGGUAUUUUUUGUCUCCACAGUCAGUUGAAGAUGCCAAUAACGCUAUGAAUAUAUUGGAUCAGUCAGUUAUUAAGAAAGGUAUGUAUAAUUGUCCUAUUCAAAUCCUGAGCUCCUUACCUGACACUGUGACACUGCUAUAACUGUAUCUUGCUACAUAUGUGUGUGUGUUUGUGUGUGUGUGUGUGUGUAUAUAUGUAUAUAUACACACACACAUAUCGUUAUAUGCAUAUAUACGUAUAUAUGAAGUAGUACGUCAUUCAAAAAUUCAGUUAGUUCAAAAAAAAUCACCGUAUCACUUUUAUAUCACUUUUAUUUCACUGUUAUUUUACAAACACACGCACACAUGCAGACACACACACACACACACGUAUGUGUGUAUAUAUAUAUAUAUAUAUGUGUGUGUGUGUGUGUUUAUGUGUAUAUAUAUGUAUGUGUGUGUGUGUGUUUGUAUGUAUAUAUAUAUAUAUAUAUAUAUAUAAAACAUGUAAUAUAUGUAUACAUGAAUAUGCUGAUAAUGCAUGUGUGAUCCUGUGUAGAUCCAUAUUACCCCCACCAUUAUGGUAAUGAAUGCCUAUGCCCUGUUUGUGGCAUGUUUGCCAGUUGGGUUUAAUGAGUUCAGUAAAUGUAUCAUGAGAAAUACAUGCGCAGAUUCGCAUCUUUGAUUUAAGCGUUUCAGAAUACCCCACUGUUACAGAGUGUGUGCACUUAACAAAUGUUUGCAGUCUCGUGUACAGCUGCAAGGAAAAUAAUUAACUAAUUAAACUAAUUAAAUGUAAUUACAAUAACUCAUUUUGGGCUUAUUGCCGUCUUUCCAUUUUUCUAUAUAUUUUCUGUGACAGACAAUGACAGUGCAUGACAAUAACAAUGAGGAUUUGCUGAUACUUUGGGAUGCAGGAUUGCUUUAUUUUUGCACUGAGAGAUAUUUAAGAACAACAAUCUGUGUUUGGAAUAAUUCACAAUUAGAUGUAAUGGUUUAUUUAAUCUCGUCUAAGGUCUAUGAAACAUUGCUUUAAUACCAGAAACAGAAAAUCAUAUUUAUCACCACCAUUUAAUUAAUCGAUGUAUCUGAUAUAUAUAUAUAUAUAUAUAUAUAUAUAUAUAUAUAUAUAUAUAUAUAUAUAUAUAUAUAUAUAUAUAAAUAUAUAUAUAUAUAUAUUUAUAUAUAUAUAUAUAUAUAUAUAUAAAUAUAUAUAUAUAUAUAUAUGUAGUAUAAUUACUCCCUUAUUCAGAAAGAGGCACAGCACAUAUAAAAAACAUCAACAAGAGUCUUACAAAACAAUAGCACUAAUUGUAGUGUGAGAAGAGGUCACCUUUGUUAUGAUCCUAAAUAUUACCCCCAUUUACCCCAUAUUAUAUUGUAAAAACUACUGGAAGACAAAGCAUAUCAGAAUCAUUUGGGUUUAUGUAUAAAAAGUAAAAUUGACCCAAAGUUCUAGAGCAAUCAGCAGGAACAUUCAGUAGGUUUCCAUAGUGAUUGCUUCAGUUUUAGAACUUUGCCCCAGAAAUAUUCUUUAUACCUUAAAUCCCCAUGUGUUUCACUGCUAUGUCAGUGGGAUCCAUCUAUUUCGUUAUAUCUAAGUAAUACUAUAAAUGACAGGCAACAACAGUGCAGAUAUUAUUAUGUUUCAUUUAUAUUUUGUUUAGUUUUUACUUUAGUUAUUUUGUUAAAUUGCCAAACUUUGAACAUAAUGCAAUGGUAACUGUCCACACAUAGCACAGGUCUCUGAAAAAGUUCAAUUCGAUUUGGCCUUGGAUGUCUUGCUGACCUGUACUGUUAAUAGUGGGUUUGUGGUGUGCUGCAUGCCCUGUGUAAUAAGCUUGCAGUAAUAAUUUAUUGCAUGCAAAGCAAAAAUAAAAAAUAAAAAUAUCACACACAUUUGACAGAUUUUCCUUUCUGGGAAGUUAAUUGAAAUGGUGGCACUUGAAGACUAGUUAACAACCCCAGUAAAUAAAUAGGAACUGUGUUUAACUAGAUAAUCCAAAGCCUUGGUUUUAUUACCUAGGGAAUCACAUCAUUCGCUAUUAUGUUAUGAGAGAAAGUGUACAGAUAAAAUGAGUGAUAAUGUCAACACGUGUAAUAUAAUCCAAAUCUUACACCAGGAGUCUACUGAGAAAAGCAGAACGUGUUCUGGCCAGCUAUUUGCAAUACUGGCCAAGCAACACUAAACAGAUGACAAGAUACACUUUAGCCUUCGUUUCACUUUAUCAAUCAUCCAAAACACUUACACAAGCAAAAUGUUAAAAUGUGUCACUGUGAUAUCUGACCCUUAGCUUAAGUAAUUUAAAAUAAUUUUCACUGAGGAGGUGUAACUACAUAACAUUAAUUUUUUUUUUUUUAAAUGUAUCUACCUCCAAUAUAUAUAAUGUAGUUUACUGUAUUGUAUUGUUAUAAAUGAGCUUGUAAUUUGGUAUAUUUUUGGUGUCAGGUUCCCAUUUAAGGGUUCUGUCCCUUCUCUGCUAAGGGAGUUGCAGGAUUGUCUGCUAUUUGAAAUCAUUUUUGCUCUAAGUGCAGCAAGGGGAAUGUGAAAAGUUUGGUUGUGCGGCCCUCUAAGGGUUAAUGGAAAGUAAUGAAAGGAAUUAAGCAUGCACCUGGCUUUUAACAGAAAGGAAAUAAUGAUAUAAUGAUUUUGUGACUGUUAUUCAGCAGCAGACAGCCAUAUAUUGAGCCACUAAGUAGAUGCCAUGAUACUGGCAGUCUGGAGAGUGCUAGCUGCCAGGAUGAACAAUAGAACACAGGAGGCUGCUGAGUAUGUUCGAAGGUUCGUUAGGACUUGCUACUGUUUAUCAAACCAUGGCUGUAUAUUUACCAGAUCAGAGAUGGAUAAAUGACAACACAACAGCCUUGCUAGAGAGCAACAUUGGGUCAUUCCUACUGGGUUCACUCACUAAACAGUGAAUUAUAGCGAAUCAACUAAAAUGAAAAUAAUAAUAGUGGCAGAUAUUGUCCAUUAUGGAUGAGCUGGGAGAUUUGAUGGCCUACAUAUUGCACAUCUGUUCUUAGCACAAUGUAUAAUUUUUGUGUCAGCUUUCCUUUGUUGAGGCCUCCUCAAUAAUUCUAACCUCCGAUAAUGCUCAAUUUCACUCCAUUCCAAUACAAAAGGAACUCCCAUACACCCCGAACUGUAGAAGAAUUAGAAUUACCAUGAUGCCUUCCCAGUCUAGCUAAUAAAAUAUUCAGGCUGGCAAAGCAUCAUGGGAGUGGCAAUUCUUCAAUAGAUGUAAUUCAGCAACAACUGGAGUUUAACCCCUUAGCCACCCCUGUACUAUAUUGAUCAACUAAAAUGUUGCAUUUACAUUCUGCCACAUCAUAUCCAUAUUAUUAAACUUUUAUGAAUAAUAAACAGCCUCUCCAUAGACUUAAUGAACACCGGAGUAGCCUGACUUCAUUUAUCUAUCUAUCAUUUUGAUUCCAUGAACCCUAAUAUUUCUUGUUGUUAAUUAUUAUUAUACUGAUAUAAUGCUAUGGGGAUCGAUCCAUUGACAGCAUUGAACUAGGCCAGAAUUUACUAUCCAUAUAUAUUGAAUUAGGGUGUGUCUACGUCACUAUGCUCUAAUUUACAAAAUCUUCAAGUAUCAAUCAAAUUUUAGAAAAUAGAAGAUAAAUUAAAUUGAUAUGGGGGGAGAUGGAAGGGGGGCAGAGGGGAAGGUGCCCAUCCUUGACAUCUAAAUGGGGAUUUCCUAAAUCAUGUUCUCUCCUUAGCCAGAGACAGAUUCCUCCCUCCUUGUUAUGUUUCCUAUAGAACACUAGCUGACGUUUCUAGAGUAAUUUAGUUAAGAGGAAAUGAGUUGUCCCCAGUGGAGAAAGCAAACGAGUGGAGUUAAGGUAGCCAGCGUGAUAAAUGUCUCUUUCAAUCUCAGAUCUCCAGAGCUCGUUUAAGGCUAAUUUUCUGUAUGAGCCCCCUUUGAGCUAUUAAUGCAAUAGUCAGGGACCAUGGCCCCUGUUCUGUUGCUGGCCCAUUAAAACCACUAUUAGACAGUAGAAUCUGUGGGGAUAAUGAAAGGUGCACUUAAGAUAUGGUAAUAUGUAUUGGCAGAGGGUGGUAAAUACGAUUUAGAGGGGUUGGUCAAUGAGCAAUCAAUAAAGCAAUAAUGGGAAUGCGUCGCUACAUUAACACAUCCAAAUUCCAAGUAGACAUUAAAAAAUCAUUUUGAAUUUCCGCUUCCAUUAGGACCUGGGAGAGAAUUUGCGAUUAACAUAAUAUUUACCAUGUAGCUACACAUCUGCUUUUGUCAAUAUGAAAUUGUAUAAAAAUUUAUAAAAUAAGGAAAGGGAACUCGGAAAUAAAAUCACACUCCCCAAUCUAGUAAGAAAAUUAACUAACUAGAAUUAGGAAAUUGUAGAUAACAAACAGAUAAAUACAAAAAUGUAUAUAUAUAUAAAUAGUAAAAAGAGAAAAAUAGUAAAAAAAAACACUCCUUGAUUCGGUAAUAAUAUUUUUGCUUUUUUAAAUUCUUUAAAUUUUUUAAUUUAAAUUUUUUUCACCACACUGCUUGAUUAAUUCAAGAUCGGAAUCUUUCUUUGUAAUGUGAAUAUGUGUAUACGAAUUCAUUAUUUUUUUUAAUUUAAUACAUUUAUUCGAUUUCAGAAUAACUUCAUGUAACAUAUUAGGAAAUGUUUAGACGUGUGCUAUUAAAAGGAAUCAGUUUAUUUUCAUAUUUGUUAAUCAUCGUAACCCCAAACGAUAUAUAAAAUAUAUAAAAGUCCCUGUUAGUUAUGCUUUGUGUUUUACUGUUCCUUGUGGAGAAGAAUGCGAUCAUAACCUUAUCUAUAAAAUAAAAUAUAAAUAAUCUAAUCCAAUAAUUUAAAACACUAUGAAAUACCAGCAAUAAAUUGAACAUGUCUAACAUCUUAAAAAAAGUCAAGAAACACAAAAACAUGAACACACAACACAGACAUACCACACACAAUAAAAUGAGUCUCCUUCUCACAAACUUAGUGCAGGCGAAAGGUUAGUUUAACCCAUGAAAGGCUAGAGAGGUAUUUAAAAUGUGAUUACCAUGGUAAAAGCAUAUACACACACAAACAAAUAAACACAAACAUACACACACACACACACACACACACACACACACACACAAAUGACCGAAUAACCUUCCACCUGCUAAGUGCAAGUGAAGAAAAUAUAAAUUUAACCCAUUAAAGACUGAAAGCUUUGAAGUAACUUCCUGGUAACCUAAAAGGUUAAUAUGACCUAUGAGGCCCUAGAAAGUUGUUUUAACCAUUUAGGUGCCAGGCACUAUGCAUGCUGUACAGACGUUAAAACGAGCUGCCCUGGAGGCUGAAAUAACUGCAAUGGGCUGGCAGGCAUGGGGUUAAAUUAUGCAGAGAAGAUUGUAAACAUGUAAAGGAGUGGGAGCCGCACGCUGAGUGUCUGCUAUGCUCCAUUUCCUUACCAUUUCCUGCUGUCUGUCUAAAGCUACCUCACUCAUCUUGAGAUUUAGCUUCCAAGAACAGUAUGCCCAUAAUUACUACCAACCCAACCGAGCAUGGACCACUGCUUAUUGCUAAAGACAAGCCAAGAGAAAUGGGAGAUCUGCUGGGGAUUUGGCAAUAGAAAUCAAAGAUUUGCUACAAGAAACCCAAAACAAAUAUUACACACAACAACAACAACAACAAAAUGAAACAUGUAUAUGAAAUUUUUUUAGCCUGAUCGUUUUUUUUCCCCAACUCAGGUACCAAGGAAUGCCGUUACUUUUCUUAAAUCUAACGCCGCAUGAGAUCUGUUUUAUUCGCAUGUCCAUUUUAUUUAAAAAAAUAAAGUUUUGCAUUUUGCAUAUCGGUCCUAGUGUAUGUAGGUGGCGAUAGAAAUAUCUAACAAUCUUCCCUUAGAUCAUCCUAAAUGAUAUAGUACAGAGAAGACAAGAGCCAGACAGAAGGCACACAGUGUUUGUGUGUGUGUGUGUUUGUGUGUGUUUGUGUGUGUUUGUGUGUGUAUACGCCUAGACAUACAAUACACAUUCCUCGAAUGAAAAUAAUUGCUCUUAUAAGGACGUGUAAAUUAUAUGUAAGUACACGAUUUACCUUCAGUAAAUACGAAAAAGUACUAUUCGCUAAUCGGUUAAUUGUGGCGAAUUAAAACACGAAUUGCUAAAUUUUGUCCAAAAAUUUGAACUAAUUUCGCAAUUUCAGCUCCUUUUCCCAUCUUGCUUAUUUUAGCCUUUAAAAAAAAAAUAAAAUAAAAAAUAUUCGAAUUUCGAGUCACCACCACUCAACCCAGACCCAAAUACCUGCAGUUUAAUAUAAUUUGUAUUGCUUUAAAAAUAACAGUUGUUUUUGUAAUCGAAUUACAUUUUUCAGGUGGAAACCCAAACAGAGCUGAUGACAAUUUUAUAACUAUAUUGCCAUAUUAAUGAAACUGCAGUAACUAAUGAACAGAGCUCACAGUUAGCUAUUUUUAUUCCAGUUAAAAUUAUUUUCCGAAUUCAAGAUAAAAAAAUAAAAAAAUAAAAAUAAAAAAAACGACGUGAACUAACCAGCUUGCAUUUCCUGAACUAAAUGAGCCCAUUUCACCUGUUUUGGCCGAACACGAUUAACUGUUAGUAAAUACAGUGGGCGUUAAUUAGAAAGUUUCUCUAUCAAGGUUCAAUAUCCGUUAACGGUGACACAUUAUUAAUUCGGCCUCUUUAAAUGAUCCUGUAAUUCGCUAGUUUAAUUAACAAAAGGAUUCGAAAAAACACAUUAAAUAAGACAAAUUAAUGAUGUUCUUUUUUCUGCAGAAUUUCGAAAUGCGACAGACAAACAGACAGACAGAAAGAUAGAUAUAUAGAUAGAUAGAUAGAUAGAUAGAUAUAGAUAGAUAGAUAGAUAGAUAGAUGGAUAGAUAGAUAGACAGACAGACAGACAGAUAGACAGACAGACAGACAGAUAGAUAGAUAGAUAGAUAGAUAGAUAGAUAGAUAGAUAGAUAGAUAGAUAGAUAGACAGGCAGAACGAUAAAUAGAUAGUGAUAGAUAGAUAGAUAGAUAGAUAGAUAGAUAGAUAGAUAGAUAGAUAGAUUUAUUAAAAUAAUUUAAAAAUAAUAAAAAUAAUGGUAGACAAAAAUAAACAAUUCGAUCGCCACUGGUCUUAAUAAUUGCAAUUUAUUCAGCAGUUAUAAAUAUUGAAGAGAACUGUGUGUCUCCCCCAAAAUGUAUUAUUAACUAUUCAGCUACCGAGUGAAAUGGUCACUUAUCAAUAUUUGACAUCGUCCUUUUGUCUUCUGUUCGCAGUUCCAGUCCCACCGAAAUCUGUGACCUCUCUUAUGAUGAAUAAGGAUGGUUUUUUGGGAGGUAUGUCUGUGAAUGCAGGAGAGGUGUUCUGCUCAGUACCUGGUCGGCUGUCCCUGCUCAGCUCCACAUCUAAGUAUAAAGUGACAGUGGGGGAGGUCCAGAGACGUCUGUCCCCACCAGAGUGUCUGAAUGCCUCCCUGCUUGGUGGUGUACUCAGAAGGUGAGUCUGUGUGGAACUCCUCGCUGUUUGGGAUUGGCAGGGGAGGUGUUAAUGUGACAACACACCUUAUCAAAUGAACCAAUACAUUCCUCUGGCUCUGAUACAGCUAAGGUUACAUGUUAUACAAGGUGCUGUUUGGAUGUGUACUACCUAGCACAGCUGUCCAUGUAAGGUUACCCAGCCCUAACACAAAAUGUACCAAAUCAGGACCAGUCCAAUAUUCUCCCACUAGACUCCAGUCUGCAUCAUAACUAAUAGAGACCUAUUAAUAUGUUUAUAUAUCCACAACAAUAAACACUUACAGCUCCUUUAAAUGACUUGUAAUAAAAGUCAAAGUUAUAUUGAGGUCGAUUUAAAAUAUUUUUUCUUUUUUUUUAAACAAAAUGGAUGUUAGGUGUUCACACAGUUUCUUAAAAUAGUGGCUGGUGUGAGAUAAAGUGUAGAUGAGCUCCUAUGUAUAUGUGUGUGUAUGUAUUGCAAUCUAUGUCCCUGUAACAGGCAGUGCAGCAGCCUUAUUAUACUAGACAGUUAUUUAAUCAUGCUUGUUCAGGGAUGUGCUGCCCCAUAUUGAUUACCUGUAGACACACAUAAAGCCUUACAGGAACGAAUGACUAGAGUAUCCACAAAUUAAUUUAUAGACAAUAUCUACAGCAGCAGAGAGCAAAGGGGUCUCUAAAUGUCCUCCUAUGGUUUCCUGUGCUUUUUGUAUAUUAUUCUUAUUAAGCUGGAUAUAUACAUCACUCGUUCCCUGUACAUGAGAAAAUAUACUAUACAUGAGAUGUAUACCUCUUGUAGCAGGAGAUAGAUUCUGCUUCUAACAGCAAACAUCUACCCUGAGACACUGUGAUGUUAAUAGAGAAUUACUGUUGGGAACUUAUUGGGGAAUGAUGUUCUUGUAGUUUUGACAACAUACACACUCACUUAAACACACACAUACAAACAAACAAACAAACAAACACAAAAUUACUUACCACAUAUUAUCACAAGUUACCUGGACAAAAAAUAAACAAAAACAAAAAACUACAGUAUAAGCACAAAUAAAAGACAAACAGACACUGUCACAUAUACAAUAGAAAACAACACAGCCAGAUUUAAAAUACACGAUCAUGUCCUGGAAUAAACAAAUGGACACACACACACAUAGAGGUAAAAACACAAAUAAAUUGUGCAUAUAACGUUUAUGUUGUAUAUAAACACACACACACACAGACAAACACAACACACACACACACACAAUCACGAUAUGCCAUUAGCAAAAUAUUAACUGAAAAACUUAGAACUAAGCACAUCAACGCCCAAAGACAAACGCACACAAACGCAUCCAAACAGCCUAGUAUGUUAUCAAAUAUGCCAACAUGGUAACAGAAAACACAAUGUAAUAGUUAUGGUAAGACUUAUUGUGUUCACAUUAUUUGGGAUAAAAACACAUGCACAAUCACUUCACACACAUACACAAUCACUGAGGCAUUCAAUCUUCGUACAAACUGAAAUUAUCCAGCAUGAACAGACGCUCACCCAAUAGCCAUCACACACUUUACACACAAACAGACAUGGCAGCAUGACGUACACACAAGCACGCAAAUAAAAAAUAUAGCAUCAUACAUUGCUGCACUAAAAGACACACUGAAACGCAUACACAGACACACACUCUGUCCUACAAUCCCCAGUGUUUCAAUAAAGUGAAGGUUAAUCGCAAUGUUAAUCUAUCCAAUUUCAGAGCAAAAUCGAAAAAUGGGGGGAGAUCUUUACGAGAGAGGUUAGAGAAAAUCGGCUUGAAUUUGCCCGCAGGCAGGCGUAAGGCAGCCAACGUUACGCUACUAACCUCACUGGUGGAAGGUAAGCAGACACUUCAUCAGCAACAGCCAGCAAACACUCUAAUUAUUGUCUAUUGGCUUUUGAUGUGUGGGUAGCUAAACACAGGGUGGCUUUAACUCUUCUAUAUCUAAGACACCAUUACAGCCACAUAUGGUGGACAUAGGGUUUUUAGUUAUUGUAUUUGGCUCUAAAAAUGAAAACAGACCUCCCUCCCCCUCCUGGUUAAUAUUUGAUAUGUGAGUCCUUAAUCAUUAGCACACAUCCAUCUACUUGUAACACAAUAAUAAUCCCUUCUUAGAAGUUAGUUCUGAAGCAUAUGGUCACCUAGAAAAUGGUAUCAUCUGUCUGAAACAUAACAAUACAUUUAUUGAAUGAUAAAUCUGUAAUUAAGGGGGCUGAUGUCAUAAUGUUUAAAUCAAAACAAAUAGCACAUUUUUUUUUACAACUUAAAAAUAAAUAAUUAAAAUAAAUAUUGAGACUGAUGUUUCAAAUUGCUGUGCUAAAUUGAGUACUGUUUCAUUAUUUUUUCGGUUUCUUUAGAUUGUACACCGAUUUUUUUUUUAUAAAAUGGUCAUUACAUUACAUUUAGACAUGCACUGACAUUUGUACUACUUUUGUUAACCCCCUAAUUAAUGAUAAUUGAUAUGGAGGUUAUUUAAUGGCAAUCCCCAGCAGCAUCGAAUUUCUAUUGAGAGGGAUCAGAGAUCUAACGUUUGUUUUAAAAUAUGUUACAUAAUAUCUUUUAAGCUGGCAUGGUUUUGACACAACAAUUGAAUAACCCUGUGAGCGCCGGGGGGUACAGUCAAGGCAUCGGACUCAGAGAAACAAACCUAUCAUCUGGCGCACCCACUUACCUACACACCCACCCAGGGAUACUCGAAUGCAUUAUGUAAUAAUCGCCUGUUAGUAAAUAAGAAAAAAAGGCAGAUCGUCUGCAAUUGCAAAUACAAGUCAAAGUCAAAGGUCCCUGUGUGAUUCUAAAUAUUUCCCAUAUAUAUAAGAUUACACGAUUACAAUAAAAAAAUACACAUAAUAUAAAAUACAUAAAUACAGUAACACAGGUAGAGUUAUUUUUAGAGAAUUUCACAUUUAAAAACUCUGCUGUCAUUUUUUUUUUUUUUGGCUACUCUGGCCUUAAAUGUAAAUCUCACUAUGAAUUCUAACUUAAAUAACCCCUGCCAGUUUAUUUUUAUUUUUUUUUAAACAAGAAACUGUAUUAACCCUCUUUUUCACAAGAUCGAUACAAACUGCUAUGUAUCAUUUUUAAAAGAUGUAAUUGUACAAAUCGUUACAUAGUUGUAGUUACAUAGUUAUAUAGGGUAUGCUCAGCGUUUCUAAAUAGGUUUUGCUAGGUGUAUCAUUUAGUGAAAAUAUUUAAUGAGUAAAACAAGUUAUAUCGAACAACUGGAUUGAUUAAAUAAUGAAUACACAUAUUUUUGCGUGUGAGUGUUUUUUGUGUGUGUGUUUUUAUUUAUUUUUUUAGAAUCUUUACCCAAAUCGAAUCAGUUAAUCAUAUCUACAAUAUUCAGGAAAUCUAUAAACCAUCCAGUGAAUAUAUAUAUAAAUUAUGGUUUUAUUAUUAAAACUAUUACAAAUGUAAGCCCAAUUAAUGACUUUAUAAUUAUGGCCACAAUAACUAAAAUAAGGAAAAAAUGACUGUGCUGAAAUGAAAUAGUCAUUUAUUGGGUUUAAUUAUACAGGUUACUAUUUAGUACAUAUUUCAUUACAUUGUUUUAUAAUGUACGUGUAUGUGUGCCAAUAUGAGUGUGACUUCAGAAUUGGACUUGAUAAAGAGGCCGCCAUGCAUUUCACUGGGGACUUGUUAGUGAAAAAUAUCAUUUCAGGCCAACGUUUCGUAUGGUUUUAAAUGUGUGUGUGUGUCUGUGUUUGUGUGUGUUGGAGGGGGUAGUAUGUUUGGAUAUGUUUGCGAGGGCGCUUUAUAUUGCACAAAGCAGGAAAAAAAACAAACAGUUUUAUUCCUAAUUAAUUCAGCUACAUUUAAAGAUCGCAUUAAACAUUAGAGCAAGCCUGACUGCACUAUGGCUUGAGAUCACUGAAUUGAUAAAGAACUUUGAAAAGUUGAUUGUGUGUUAAUGAGUAUGUAUGGAUUAGCCCAAAUUGGCAUGUUUUUGUUUUUCUUAGCUACUCUCCCUCAUCAUUGGAAAAAAAUUUGAAGGGCUAGGGCUUGCCUAGUUUUGUGUUUGAAAUCCUUCCAGUACCCCCCUCCCUGUCCCCUACAGACUCCCCCCAGGUACCUGCUAGCUUUCUAAUCUUCCAGUAUCCCCCCAGAGCCUGACUCCCCUCCCAGCUCCCUGCUUGCUACAUUCUAACUAUUGGAAAUCGCAUGCCUAAGAGCACAAAGCGUACUCUAAAGCUUUAGGCUAGAAACAUGAUACCAAGUUGCAGAGAAAAUGACAGUUAGAAUUAUAUUUAGCGUAAUUAUUCUUUUUUUUUUUUACUCUCCCCAUGAAAACAUCAUAUUUGUUUCAUCCUGUCAAUCUCCACCCUUUAAACACCUACAAAGUGCACACGACUUAAAAAACUGCUUGCUUUAGGGAAUUCAAAUAAAAUAAUACUGGCUCUACUUAAUAUAAUAGGUUAAAAUAUAUUAGGGUUACCAUUGAUAAUUAAAGAACAAUAUUUUACUUUAAUUAAUACAAAUAACACUAACAAAAAAUCUUGCUUGAAAUUUGGUAUAGUAGUAAUAACUCCCCUAUAAAUGUUAUAAUAAACUGUACACAUAACUAUUUACUAUCAAUCACAACACGAUUUUAAAUAUUUUUACAAUCCAUAAUAUUUCAAAUAAUGGUUUAAUGUUUAUACUAAUAUUUAUAAAAACUACUACUUUAUUUUUAUUAAUAAAUAAAUGUUCAUUGAGAACUCAUGUUUUCCUUAUCAUCGUGGGCUGAUAAUCACGAUCAGCUAUUAAUCUAGCAUUACCAUCAAUAUCCUUGUAUUUAUCUAUUAAAAAAUAUAAUUAUCACAAGCGUUGCUAAUCGUGGUGUUGCGGUUAAUAUUUACCAAUACAAAUGCUUGCGAUGUUCCCUUUUUUCUUAUAGCAGUUUUUUAUAUUAGUAAUAAUUCUGGUGUAUCCCAAUAUACGAUUAACAUUUACAACAUACCAUUUAGUUAGACUGAUUUGUCACUGUUGAUUUUUAAUAGCUUUGUGCUCAAAUUAUUUUUCACUUCACAAGCCGGGGAGGAGAGGGUUAAAUUCGGGGCAGUCACGUGUCUGUCACUGGAACGCUGCUUAAACCUGCAGCUAUAGUGGAACCUAGAAUGCGCCAAUGUUCCUUCUCUUUAACCCUUAACGUGCCAGAUCGAAGCCACUGAUAUUGUCUUGGCUCGUAAAGGGGAUUUCUCUGAAUACGUACAAUUCUUUUUGCAGGUGAAGCUGUCCAUUUAGCUCGGGAUUUUGGAUAUAUUUGUGAAACCGAAUUUCCAGCCAAGGCAGUGUCAGAAUAUCUCAACAGACAACACACAGACCCCACUGAUCUGCACUCCAGAAAGAACAUGCUCCUGGCUACAAAGUGAGUGUGACAUGGACUAUAACACAGGAAUAUUGUCUGUCAUUUUCUCUCCCCAUCCUGUCACCUUCUUCUAUCUGUCUCUCUGGAUUAGUUCCUCUCACUGUUUCCUUCUAAGUGUGCUCUCUGUCUCAUGACGUCAUGAGGUACCUGAACCUGCAAGUGAUAAACUCACAGCAACAGUUAAUAAUGUCAAUACUUAAUUUUAUCGCUAUAAGUAUUUUUAUUGCCCAUGUAAUUUACUCUAUUUUUCAGUCAGAUGGAAAGAAAUAGCUCUGUGGCUAUUAAAGGGCUGGUGUUAUCUUGCAUUAUGUGAGGUUGCCAAGUUGGCAUUGCCUUGUUGUAUGGGCAUCAGUGGGUGAUAGCUGGUCUAGCAACAGGCAGCAUGACCAAUCAGCUUCACUGUCAGGGUGGACUGACAAUGGGACCUGUCUGGAAAGGAAAGAUCUGGGAUCUGGAGACAUUGUUCAGUUUAUCUCUGAUGGACUGCCAUCAGAGUGAUAGACAGGCAUAGAGGAAGACAGGCACACAGACAGACAGAUAUAUAAGUAGACAGACAGGCUAUGUGGGAAACAGAAGCUACAUCCCAAUAUUAUAAUGAUAACAAUUUAUGUGAAUGUGAGCACAUGUUUUCUUUUUAAUGUGAUUUAAAUCUCAUUGCCCUCUUCUCUCAGGUCAAAAGGUAUCACUGUCUCAGACCUUUAACUAGUUGCAGAUCGCCCCCAAUUUGACUUUGAAGAUGAAUAAUGAGUGACUUGAGAACCUUUUCCUUCUAAAUGUAAAAUUUCCUUCUCGGUUUUAUUGGUGAGGGAAGUUUGAUUGACACGCCAGGAAAACCAAGAAUUAUCCCAUAACACCUUUAACCUUAAAGGAGCAUUAAAUAACACCGUUUACUUUGGGAUCUGGAGACAGAUUGCAACGGUGGUUUUAGAGAGAAGAAGGACAAACAGUAAGAGCUAAUAAACAGAGGUUGUAAGAAAGGGUCCCCCUAACGUGGAAACUUGAAAAAAAUGAAGUUAUUAAUCAGAACUUGAAAAUUGCACAUAAAAGUAAAAUAAAACUUUAAUCAGUCAUUCAAAAUGAGAAAACAUCAAUUAAAAAAACAUAGGACUAUAGAUCCUAAAAAAACUGCAAGAAAUUAUACACAUAGUAUUCUAGACAUUGUGCAGAUGUAGUGCAAUACUAUGUAUCUUAUAAGAAGUAUCAGCUAGUAGCCAACAAAUAACCAAAACUAGCCAAGUUACAAAGUUUGAGAGAAGAGUAACAGUGUCACAAGGAAAUGACAGAAUCAGGGCUGUAUAGACACAAUGCUGGUCUUAUAUAAGCAGUCUGGGCUCUGUGCCUUGGUGGGCAUCAAAUUAUCAGCUGUCUGCAUUCCCUGAUCUUGCCUUGGAGGGCACUUAAGCUACCAAGCUGAUAGGUAUCUCAAAGCGAGUAAUUGGAAAUGACUAGCUAAUUAAUUAAAGGGACAGUUCAGGUACCAUAACAACCUCAUUUAUAUUAAGUUGUUAUGGUGACCCAAGAGUCCCGUUAAGUAACUUGAAAUUCUACAGCCGGAAUCAGAGGGUCUCUGAGCAUCCAACUACAGCAGAAUAGGAUUAGAACCAGAGUUUCUCCAUAACAUUUACUUUCUACACAUCUUUUCUUUUCAACUAUUUCUCUUCUCUCACAAUUUUUCUAUUCACAUCAUAAAUGUAUCUCUCUUCAUUUCACUUUUAUUUCUUGCAAUGGUCCAAUUUCUGUCUUUAAGUCACUGUCUUUAAUCUCUCUGUAUAGGUAUCUUUACAUCUGUCUUUAUCACUGUAUCUAUGUCACUUUACAUUUGUCUCCCAGUCUCUCUGUCUCCCUGUAGAGGUCUCUUUUUUUCUGUCUCUCAAUUUCUAUAUCUCUUUGUAUCUGUCUGUGUCUCUCACUCUGUGUCUCUCAAUCUCUGUAUUUCUUUGUAUCUGUCUGUGUCUCUCACUCUGUGUCUCUCAAUCUCUGUAUUUCUUUGUAUCUGUCUGUCUCUCUCUCUGUCUCUACGUCUUUCAGUCUCUGUACCUGGUUGUGUAUCUGUCUGUGUCUCUCUCUCUAUGUGUAUCUAUGUCUCUCAGUCUCUGUAUCUCUUUGUAUCUGUCUAUGUCUCUCUCUGUGUGUCUCUUUGUUUCUGUAUCUAUUUGUAUCUGUCUGUCUUUCUCUCUCUAUAUCCCUCAGUCUCUGUAUCUCUUUGUAUCUGCCGGUGUGUGUCUCUGUCUAUCUCUGUGUCUCUGUAUAUCUUCCUCUGUCUGUUUCUUUCUGUCUCAAUGUCUGCAUCACUCUGCAUCUGUAUUUGUCUAUUCCUGUCUCACAGGAUCUGUACCUGUCUGCGUUUAUUUCAGUCUCUCUCAGUCUCCCUAUCACUCUGUAUCUGUCUGUGUCUCUUCCAAUUUCCGUAUCUCUUUCUCUCUCUCUCCAGUCUCUCAUCCAUUACCCUAUAAAGCUGAUCACCCAUGUGCUGUCCCUCCCCUGUACACCAAAAUCAGCUGGUGAUGGGGAAUCUGUCUCUGCCAACCUGUGUUCUGAGCAUUAAAACCUGCAAUCAUUAUGUCAGUUCUGUGUUCUGUUUGUAAUGCCCUCGGGUUUUUGUCUCCUUUUUACCUCCCCAGGCAGCUUUGUAAAGAGUUCACAGACCUCUUGGCUCAAGACAGAACUCCCAUAGGUAACAGCAGGCCCAGUCCAAUUUUGGAACCUGGGAUCCAGAGCUGCUUGACUCACUUCAGUCUUAUCACCCAUGGCUUUGGAUCUCCAGCCAUCUGUGCUGCUCUGACAGCUCUCCAAAACUACCUUACUGAGGCCCUCAAAGGAAUGGACAAGAUGUUUUUGAACAACAACGGCACUAACAGGCAUACUUCUGGGGAAGGUCCAGGCAGUAAAAACGGGGACAAGGAAGAAAAACACCGAAAAUGAAAGCAGAAAUUACAAAUACUGAAACACCUUUCAUUUUAGCUUUAAUAUGUUGGACUGGCUUUGGAAAAAAAUACAACUAUAUAUAGAUAUAUAUCAGAUUGAGCCCCAUCAGAGAAGCAACCUUUGAUCCAACUGCACAGAGACAAACCAGGCUCAUUAUCUGAGGACCAGGACGCUUGCAAUCCAACUCCCUUUGUAAUGUCUUAAUUUUUAAUAAAAAACAUCACACUUUCUAAGAGACCCUAAGAAGAACAAUCACCUAUUGGAGAAAUAUUGGAGGAACAUUUUUGAUUCUUUGGUUCCUGAGAUGCACGUUUAUCAUAUAAAGAGCUUUCUUCAGAAUCAUAACAAAAAAUGGAAUUUGAUCAUUUGCUGUGGAACAUUCAGAUACCUUGUUGCCAUCUCACCAGUGUGUUGGAGAUUUUCCAAUAAUUUCCACAUGUAGAGUAUUUAACUGUGGACUAACUAUUGCAGAUGAGGCUAUGUGUGAUGAUGAUGACACUGGUAUCAGGAAGCCCUCAAUGUGUCAUCCAUUAUUCUAUUACCCAACAAAAGGAUGUUUUUAUUUUAUUUUUUAUCUCUUAAUUGUUUUUCAUACUGUUCUGGACAUUAUUUGUUGUAAUAUAUGUGGUUUGACAAUUCACUGUAAAACAUGUUGCCAAGUGUUUGUACCCCUUGGUUAAAAGGUCCCCCAUAUAAGUAAUAGAAUUUAUGUUGAUUUAUACUUUCCUACAUUUAGCUUUUUUUAUAUUUCUGUGUUAUUUUGUUUCAGGCAUUUAGCAGUGCUAGCCUGGAAUGGAUAUACAACAUUCAAUAUGUGUCCUUGUUCACCAAGGAUGUUGUUCUGUAACUGUUAUAUUAGAAGUAUUAUAAAACCUCUUUUCUCUUUAAAUGCCAUUGAAUAAUACAAUAAAACAUAUACCUUAACAAUUUAAUUCAGCCAGCACAAAAAAAUAAUAAUAAAUAAAUAAAAACAAAAUAAAUCAAUAAUUUGGCUCAGGAAAUCACACAAAAGCAAUUAAAAAUAUUAAUUUACUAUAUUUGCUAUGUAUACAAUAAAAUGGGUCAUAUGACGUUACGUCUACGUUUUCCUCUUGAGAAGGGGGCUUUAAAGGGUAAUCAUCGACUGAUAUGGAUAGCUUUUACAGAGCAACAUGUUAUCUAAAUGGAAAAAUAAAAAAAUAAAUUAAAAAAAUCAACCCCUCCCAUAAAAAAAUAGGUAUGACCACUUUAAAUGAUUUUACAAUACCAUACCACUAAUUAUUGGAGAGGGGGAGACAACCUCUGUCCAUAUUUCAGACCCCUUAGAUAUAUAUAUACAUUUUAAGAGCACUUUUAACCCCUUCACGAGGUAGAAAAAAUAUAUAUUUAUAUUAAGGCAGUACUAUCAAGUUAAAUCAGCUCACAUAAACAUUAGUAAUCACUGCAGGUUAGAGUUGCCCACUGAUCUCUGCAGAGAAAAUAGGGAGAUAGUUAAUAUCAUAUUUUAUUAAAUAUAAUUGCAGCAAUGCAUUUCACAUGGCAAAACAGGAAAAUGACUCAAGUUUCGAAAAUCUAAAACUGUGAUUUUAAUUUGAUGUUAGGUUUUGUGAAAUUGAAUUUAUAAUUUUACACGUCCAAAGAUUUGGCAAUGCAUUAGAAAAUAAAUGUUGUCUUGGUUGGAUAUGAGAAAAAAUAUUUCUAUUUUAAAAUUGUACUAACAGAGAAUUCAAAAAGUUUAUCAUCCAUACAUUUAAAUGACAUCUCCCCAAAUAAACAGCACUUAUUUGAUGCUUAGAUAAUAAAUACAAAUGCAUCAUAAUAUACUCAGUAGAAUGAAUAAUCUAAACAACACAAAAAUGCUGUCAUACAUAUAUCAUAGUUGUUUUAGCCUAGAAACAAAAUAAAAAUUAAAAUACAAUCAAAACAAUUUUGCACACCAGAAAUACCCCCUAAAUAAACAUAAACAAACAAACAAUAUACACACAAACACACACAAACAUUAUCCCCUUAAGAACACAUGACGGAAUAUUUCCGUCAUGAUUUUAUUUUAUUUCUGAAUCUGUGCCCUUAAUUUAAAAAUUGGAGUUUAAAACAUUUAACUAUAUAAUGGAAGGGAUCUAUUCACUAAGCUGUGAAUUAUGGUGACUAAGUAUUUACUUUCAACAUAGAAACCAAACUGCAUUGGAAAUCCUGACUUCUGUGUAACUGGAUUCUCCAAACUGGUCAAUUUUGUCCCACAUUGUCCAAGUUUGUCCAUACGUCACCACAAAUCACAACCCAUAGUACAGUUAGAUUACGUCAUAUCUUUAUUUCCUAAACUCAGCAAUACACACUACUUAUUGCUAAUUCAAUCUGUCCGUAUAUUUGACUAACUUGGAAAAAUGUGCAUUUAAUUUUUUUACCUCUUUAAUGUUUUGUGCGUUAAAAGCGUUUAAUUUGGACAGUAAUCCUGAUGUUUCAUUGUUAUAAAAUAAAUAAUUGACAGUAUUUUUUCACCCAGCCUAUCGUGAAUGGAUAGUUACGUUUGACCUUAAGACAAGCCACAAAUAAUAUAUUAUUAAUAAAUAUUAACCAGCUUGAUGUUGCUCAUACAAAGCGUUACCUUUAGGUAUACCAUUUGCAAAAUAUUCCAGAUAUUGAUUUUUAUUUAUCUGAUUUCAUAUUAUUUGUGGGAAAGUCGAAAAAAUAUAAAAAAUAAAACAACUUUUCCCAGUAAAAUUGCAUAAAAUACCCCUUUUUAUGUCAUAAAAUCUGCAACCAACAGAGGUGAAUUCUCAGAUAUGAUUUUUUUUUUUAGUCUAAACAUAACAUUUUGCUAUGUGCCAACCACACAGACGUGUCUCCUGUUUAAUUAAAAUUUUCGUAUCCAUCUCAUUUUAUGUGAUUUUUCAUUAACAUUUCAUACAAAUAUCCUGCAGAACUUCAAAGAGAGGAUUGACUCAUUGUUUAGAAAAACAAACAAAAAAAACUAAAUAAAAAAACACACAAAAAUAUACAUAGAAAAAAAUGAAAAAGAGAGAAAAAAAGGAAAAUAAAAAAUAUGGGAGGGCAAAAUAAUGUUGAGUUUGUAUAUAUUUAUUUAUGCUUAAUUUAACAGGAAUUUGUAUAUAUGGCGAGCAUUUUCGGUUUAUUUAUCUGUGAGUUUGUAUCUCUGUGAAUGGGUGGAAACGCUUGAAAUUAGAUAGCCUCUCUGAAUUUUCUGUUCCUUAGACAAACGAUUAUAGUAAUGGAUAGAAAUUGGGUCUUGUCUAGUGAUGAUCUGAUUUACAUUAAUAAAAAAAUGUUGUGUUUUGUUGUAAUUUCAGCUUCUGUUUUUUAUGUGACACUCCUCAGUCCUGCAGAAGGACAUUAUUAAAUCUUUCCUAAGUACACCAUAAAUUUGAAACUGCCUAAUGAAAUUGAAAAAAAAAAUAGUAAUAAUAAAACAGUGUGUUUCUGCACACUUAUAAUACACGACUAGGAGGAUAGAUAGACAUAUUGAUAAGCAGCAGACACAUAGAC